AAACCCCUAGAUUCGUGUCCCAAUCAGAAGUCCACCUUUAUUAUUACCUGAGAUUUUAUUAAGCUCAAAUUAAACUGAAAUAGAAAAAUAGUAAGAACCAGCCCUUCCUGUAUUAUUAGGAAACGAUGGGAGGUCAUCAAGAAAGCAACGCGCCAAGCGUGAAACAACAAAACACAGAGGUGGUGGUGGUUACGAACUCCAUCAGUGCUGCUUUAGACAAACCAGAAAUGGAUGGGAAGGGUGUUGUUAGAGUACCGAGAGAAACAUGGGGAAGGAAGGCCCAGUUCGUUCUCUCUUGUGUUGGAUAUGCAGUUGGGCUGGGGAAUGUAUGGCGAUUCCCAUAUCUUUGUUAUAAAAGUGGCGGUGGUGCUUUUCUUAUUCCAUACUUUCUUAUGCUGUUUUUCACCGGAGUGCCACUUCUUCUGUUGGAGCUUGCCGUUGGUCAGUACACCAGGAAUGGACCGGUAAAAGCUAUAAAGAUGUUAGCCCCUAUACUACAAGGAACUGGUUUUGCUACAGUAGCCAUUACAUUCCUCUUAACCACCUAUUACAAUGUUAUCAUGGCAUGGGCCCUGUUCUAUCUAGUAGCAUCCUUUAGUUCAGAGCUUCCAUGGGACUCAUGUGAAAAUGAAUGGAAUACAGAAAAAUGCUUUUCCUUAUCGGAUUAUAAAAUGUUGAACGACACAACUGAAAAGCCUAGUGACACAGUAUCGUCAACUGAGGAGUAUUUUAAUCACCGUGUACUGAAAUUAACUGGAGGGAUUGAAGACUUCGGUGAAGUUCAGUGGGAGGUAUUUGGCUUCCUGGUGUUGGCUUGGAUUAUGGUGUAUUUCUGCCUCUGCAAAGGAUUGAAAACAUCUGGAAAGGUUGUGUAUCUAACUGUCACAUUUCCUUACCUGGUUCUGGCAAUUCUGGUUGGCGUUGGUGCCUCAUUGGAAGGGGCUAGCGAAGGUCUAUAUUUCUUCAUCAAACCAAAGUGGGAACUGUUGAAGAACGCUGAUGUUUGGGUGGCAGCUGCAGCCCAGAACUUCAAUUCUAUUGGCAUCGCUUUUGGCUCGAUGAUUGCAUUCUCGAGUUACAAUGAGUUUCACAGCAGAACUCUUGUUAGGGAUACUCUGGUAAUAUCUGGCGUCAAUGCGUUUACAAGCCUGUUUGCUUCCUGCGCCAUCUUCUCGGUUAUUGGGCAUAUUGCAUUCAUCCAAGGAGAAGAUGUUGAUAAUGUUGUGACUCAGGGGCCUGGUCUUGUGUUUGCUGUGUACCCAGCAGCCUUCUCUGCGAUGCCAGUACCUCAACUGUGGUCUGUUUUGUUUUUCAUCAUGCUGAUCUGUUUAGGUCUGGACAGCCAGUUUGCAAUGGUGGAGGUUGUCAUCACAACUCUUAUGGAUGGCUUUCCAAGACUGAAGCCCUUUUAUUUCAAUCGUAAAGAAGUUCUUGUGUUGUACGUUUGUCUGUUUACCUUUGCUUGUGGUAUACCGUGUACUUUUGAGGGUGGCAUGUACUAUUUCCAAAUAAUUGAUUGGUAUGUUUCUGUGGUGUCAAUCUUCUUCAUUGCGAUUGGUGAAGUUGUCGCUGUUAGUUGGCUAUAUGACUUUGUGUCAUGUUGGUUCAUCAUAUCUCCUCUUCUUAUUUUUGCUAUCUUUGUGUUCAGCUUUAUCCAAUAUGAAGUUGUUACCUACGGUGACUACAAUUAUCCAGGAUGGGCAGAGUUCCUAGGCUGGUUCAUAGCAAUGCUCUCAAUGAUCUGGAUUCCUGUCGGCAUCGUGUAUGCAUUUGCCUCUGCCGAAGGUUCUUUUACAGAGCGUCUUGUCCUCAUCUGCAAGUCGCCAAUAUCUGAGGCAACCUAUGGAUAUCGUUUCCAGGACGACUCCACAACCUACCGUAGAGCUUACUUCGAUAGAGGGAGUCGGGAAGACAUUUUCAUGUCGCACUACAAAAAACAUAACAUUUAAGGAAAAAAUUCAGCCUUAUAUUAGAUGGUUAAUUCUACAGGUUGAAAACAUAGUAACGUUUUGCCUCUUGCAACAACAGGGCUUGAUCACCAACAAAUUAUGAAGUGUAGGUAUUGAUUCAUCAUUGCAUAACUUUUAUGCAUGCGGUCCUAGUCUAGCCCUUUUGAAAGAGAGCAUUGUCUACGGCCAAAAUAGUGAGAGAAUCCAUUUGGAUCAGAAAAGCCAAGAACACCAUAAUCAGAUAAUGACUGAUGUAAGUAACAGACUGAGCAAUGGUGUAUCAACAUGUCCUGCAUGUCCUGUUAGUUAGUGAUCAAGGCUUGCUGAAUUAAUGAACAUAUUGAAAUUAAUGAGGUAAACAAUAAUUAAUACAAGGCUGUUUUCACAUAUUUCAUCUGCAUCUUGGCAGUUUAAAUCCAGAUUUUUGAUUUAGGUCGUGUUACCAGCUCUCUUAAAUAAAUAUGUUAUUGUUUUAUUCAUGAGAAACAUCCUGGUGCUUCAAUUGAAUUGAACCCAAGACCUUGACACUGAAAGGCAAGCACCACAAAAUUAUGGUACCUCUAGAGUGUGUCUUUCUGUGUACUCAGAUUUUGACAUUUGUCAAUAUUUAUACUUGUAACUAACUUAAGCGAAAACUGUAUAGUUUUAACAAUUUAUUUUUAUAACGGAUAAUGUUUGAUUUUUAUAUCAUAGAUAAUGGCCACAUUUGAUUGGUAGAUUUUGUUGAUAAUUUUUUUCACUCAGCUGGUUUUGUUAAAUAGACUUUAUUUAAGGAUUUAAAUUAACAAAAA
Molecule: messenger RNA, 2740 nt
Organism: Anneissia japonica
Lineage: Eukaryota; Metazoa; Echinodermata; Crinoidea; Comatulida; Comatulidae
Product: sodium- and chloride-dependent GABA transporter ine-like
Biological process (GO): sodium ion transmembrane transport
Cellular component (GO): membrane
Source: RefSeq, a predicted model, not a curated record